CUUGAUUUUCUCCCAUUUUUUAUAUAUCAAUAAUUGAAUUGCAUUGCAUUUCACAACUCAACCAAAACCAAAAAAAAAAAAAAAAAGAUAAUAGUGAAAUAAAAAAGAAGAAGAAAAAGCACCAACUUUCUCCCUUUUUCUUCUUCUUCUUCUUCUUCAUCUUCAAUCUAGGUUUUUAUCAACCUAAUUCUCGUGAUUUUAACAAAUUACCACUCAGAUCAGUGACAUCUAUAACCAACUCAGAAAAAACAACAAAAAAACAAAUCAAAACUUUAAGAAAACUAAGAGAUUGAUGAUAGUCUCGUAUUCAUUAAUUAAACUCAAUUGAAGUGAUUUCAAAGGAAAACUUGUUCAUAGUUUUUGAGAUACAACUUAAGCUAUUAGAUUUUGAAUUAAUUUUACAAGUUUCUUGGAUCUCCGAGCAUGACCGGGAACCAAGAGCAGUUUGAGAUCAAGUUUAGGUUGACGGAUGGUUCUGAUAUCGGCCCCAAAAGUUUUCCUGCCGCUACUAGUAUUGCAACAUUGAAAGAAAGUAUUCUUGCUCAAUGGCCAAAAGAUAAGGAGAAUGUGCCAAGGACUAUAAAAGAUUUGAAGUUAAUUAGCGCAGGAAAAAUAUUGGAGAACAACAAAACAGUUGGUGAAUGCCAGAGCCAGAGCCCUUUAUGUGAUACCCCUGGUACUGUUACAACAAUGCAUGUGGUUGUGCAACCACCUACUACAGACAAAGAUAAGAAAGCAGCGAACGAUGCAGCACAUCACAAAUGUGGUUGUGUUAUUUUAUAGCAUCAAGGUAGAAUAGCAAAUGUCGUCAUCAUUUUCCGUAGGUGUUUACGGUUAGAGACACUUCGUUUUCACGUAAUCUAUGGCUUUCAAAGACUUCCUCAUACACAAAUUAUUCGGCUGCAUGCCUCAUAUUGUUACUACAUCCAAAGAGUACUUGACUUGGUGGGGAUAUUGUGAAUCUAGUGGUUCAAAAAUCUUAUACAAUUUUCACAGGAGUUGUUUUUCUUUUGGCCAUCGCCUUCAUCGGCCAAUUUAUGAAAAUGAACUCUCUACAAGUUUACCAUUUGUUGUACUGUAUCUGAUGUGUUGUAUUUUGACAUUCUUGUUAUACCUGUGCGUGAUGCAAAAUGUUUGUAGACUUAAAUGUGUUGAAUAUUUGAAUGUGCUUUGUUUUGCUUAUUGUUUAUAUUGUAUUAUUGUUGCUACUCUUGUAUAGUAACUUUUUCUCUAUUAUGAAACGGAUGUCUUAUUUUUUGUUUGGAAAA
Medicago truncatula (barrel medic) is the source of this 1268-nucleotide messenger RNA. RefSeq names its product membrane-anchored ubiquitin-fold protein 1. The transcript is spliced from 4 exons. The record is from RefSeq and is a predicted model, not a curated record. The coding region runs from base 424 to 783 and encodes 119 amino acids. Lineage: Eukaryota; Viridiplantae; Streptophyta; Magnoliopsida; Fabales; Fabaceae. Gene Ontology annotation, molecular function: protein binding.